This is a messenger RNA of Hydractinia symbiolongicarpus, 1195 nucleotides long. Its product is annotated as gamma-aminobutyric acid receptor subunit rho-3-like. Gene Ontology annotation, biological process: monoatomic ion transmembrane transport. Gene Ontology annotation, cellular component: membrane. Gene Ontology annotation, molecular function: monoatomic ion channel activity; transmembrane signaling receptor activity. The transcript has 2 exons. The record is from RefSeq and is a predicted model, not a curated record. NCBI's taxonomy places the organism in Eukaryota, Metazoa, Cnidaria, Hydrozoa, Anthoathecata, Hydractiniidae. The coding region runs from base 51 to 557 and encodes 168 amino acids.
CACACCAUUUUAAAUUUCUGGAUGUACAAUUUACUGUAAAAAGAACGUUCAUGUAUCAUAUAUAUCGAACGUACAUCCCAUCUCUGUUAUUAAUAAUAUUUACAUUUGGAACAUUUUGGGUUCCCGACACUGCUGUACCAGCUCGUAUGGGAAUGAUUGUUACAAGUUUUCUUGCAAAUGUUUUCAUCUUACAAGCAGUGAGUGAAGAAACAGUAAAAGUUUCAUACACAACACCAAUGCAAAUGUUUCUGGUUGUCAAUAUCACACUGAUUGUCCUUACAAUGGUUGAAUAUUUAUUGAUUUUACAACUUAAUAUUAACAAGACCGACAAACCACAAGUUGAUUACAGUUCAAAUCUAGCUUUCAAUCAAGACGAACAACAAACAGGCUUUCAAACCUAUCAAAGUGUGCAAAAGACCGAAAUACGACCAGCUGAGAGAAACGUUUUUCGUCGAUAUGAUGUUCAUAUCGUUGACAAAACCUCGAGAAUUCUUUUCCCUCUAACAUACAUUAUAAUCUGUGCUGUUCAUUUUGGAUAUUAUUCUACGGCUAGUUAAGAAAAAUUUGAAACAUGUACAAACAAGUUUAAAUGCUGUAAAUGGAAGGAGGUUAAAUAAGAAUAAAUAAGCUUUUUAAUCCUUUCACUUUUUGAUUUUUUUUUGGAGUGGGGAAGGGGAAGAAAUUUUGCCAUCCGCAUCUAUGACAGUAGUUUAGUACGGCCUUGCAUUUUUUAAACAUUGCUUGUAUAUCUGUGCAAGCUUUCAACAUCAACUUUUUCUCAUAAUGUUUUUUAUUUAUGAUAAAUAAGCUGACCAACCGGUGAUAAUAGCUCUGGACAAGCAUCUCUAGGACAAAAAUGCAUUGGUCAUUUGACUUAUUUCAUAUUUGUAGUCUUCGCUUCGUGUUGAAUAUUGUUUAUCUUUAGUUUAUAGCAUACGUAAUGUUUUUAAACGGAGAAGUCGUUUUGUUUUUUAAAGUUUUGUGGUGCAGUUUACUUUUGAUCUUCUCAUGAUUUAAGAACUGUCAUGAGUUUCAUUCUUUCUUUUUUGAGGAUAAAAAUUGAAAGCAUAUCCCUUUACAGGUCCAAACAUACUGAUGUCAGAAACCGUCAAGGAUUUUUAUCACUGUUGUGACAAUAAUUUAUGCAUCUUAAUAAAAUCCCAAAAUCUCCUAAUUCCAAGCUUUUUUUAAAAAA